Molecule: messenger RNA, 1518 nt
Organism: Exserohilum turcica Et28A
Lineage: Eukaryota; Fungi; Ascomycota; Dothideomycetes; Pleosporales; Pleosporaceae
Exons: 3
Coding region: 1-1518 (505 amino acids)
Biological process (GO): transmembrane transport
Cellular component (GO): membrane
Molecular function (GO): transmembrane transporter activity
Source: RefSeq, a predicted model, not a curated record
AUGGCUUCAGCUGGUGAGAAGCCGGGCGUCCUCGACGUUGAGCGGGUAUCCAAUGCUUCCGCCGACGCCGCUGUUGCUUACGAGGAGGGAAAGGCCGCCGUCGAUGGUGCAGUCGUCUGCACCGAUGAAGACAACAAACGAAUUGUUCGCAAGACCGACUUCUGGAUGUUGUCGCUCCUCUGCAUGGUCUACUUCCUCCAAUCCGCCGACAAGGGCAUCAUUGGUUUGACGGCCGUCUACGGAUUGAAGAAGGAUGCAAAGCUUACGGGAAACGAUUACUCAAACAUUGGUAACAUCGGUUACUACGCACAACUUGGCGUGCAGCCCUUGGCAGCAUGGAUCCUCGUCAAGCUUCGAUACCGUCACGUCUUGCCAGUCAUUAUUGUAUGCUGGGGCAUUUCCGUCGCUGGUGGGCUCGGUGGCUCAACAAAUUACGCUGGACUCAUGGCAUCUCGAUUCUUCCUCGGUGCCUUCGAAGCAGCCCCUUUCCGCGUGGCCUGCUGGUACAGUUGCUAUGGACUCAGUACCCUCAUCAGCGCUCCUAUCGUCUACGGAUUUGGCCGAAUCCACUCUCCCCAUCUAUACCGCUACCAGAUUGUCUACCUCUUCUUCGGAUGUCUGACCAUCGCCAUUGGCCUCAUCACUUACUGGUGGGCUCACGACAGUCCUGGAGAGGCUCGGUUCUUGUCGCCCGAAGACCGCUUGAAGGCUGUCGAGCGAGUCAAGGCCAACCAACAGGGUAUCAAUUCGCACAAGUUCAACUGGAAGCAUGUCACUGAGGCUAUGACUGAGCCAAAGUACUGGCUGUAUAUGAUCAUGGUCAUUGCCGUUAAUGCCGGCGCCUCCGUCUCGUCCGUCUUCGGUUCCAUUAUCCUCCAGAACCUGGCUGGUUUCACCGCCGACGAAGCUGUCCUGCUCAACAUGCCAUUUGGAGCGCUUCAGUUCGUCUCCAUUCUCCUCGCAUCAUGGCUGGCAUACCGUUUCAAGCGCAAGUCUCCGUUCUUGCUUAUACUCGUCACCAUUGUCAUUGUUGGUGUCGCGCUUCUGGUCGGUCUUCCAAAGACAAAGGACAACAAAGCGGGUCUCCUGGUCGGCUACUACUUGAUUGCAUUUGUCUUCGCCAUCAACCCUCUGCUCAUUUCCUGGAUGGGAGCAAACUGUGCCGGACAGACCAAGAAGGCCAUUUACUACACCUCGUUCAAUGCCGGAAACUCGAUUGGAAACAUCAUCACCCCCUACAUCUUUGACAAGAAAUUCGCUCCGCAAUAUGUAAAUGCCCUCAAAGGUAUUCUGUCGAUUUGGUGUGUUCUUUGGGGCGUCGUGAUUGCACAGGUCUUCGUCAUCAUGUGGAUGCAGAAGAAGAAGUGCGAUGAGCGUGAGGCAGCUGGUCUUCCGAGAAACCCCAUAGACUACUCGAUGAGCGGACACCAGCAAGAUGCCGACGCUGAGGUGCAUGGCGAAAACGGUCUGCAGGAUAUGACGGAUCGGGAAAAUAUCUACUUCCAGUACUUGCUGUAA